Messenger RNA from Fusarium sp. VM40, 2226 nucleotides. The record is from the annotation of a GenBank genome assembly. Lineage: Eukaryota; Fungi; Ascomycota; Sordariomycetes; Hypocreales; Nectriaceae.
AUGCUGUCAUGCUUUGGUAUCGGCAAGAAUCGCGAGGAUGCAGAGCGCGAACCUCUGCUGCCGCGCUACAAUGACGACACUGGCCUGCAGACGCGACUGCAUGAGAAGCUCCAUACAUAUCAAAUGCUGCGCGCCAUUUCCAAGGGAUAUAUGCCAAGCAACGAGCAGCUCAUCAUUCACUUGAGAACCCUCCUAUCUGCUCAAAUCUUGAACCCAGAGCGGCAGGAACUCAGUCCUUCAGGACGAGCUCUGAUCAGGAGCAUCAAGCUAUGGAUCACACAGUUCAUCGAAGUAUUGCAGCACAAAAAUGGCAAGGAUCAGAUUCAAGACUUCAUUUGGUACCUUACCAAAGCACGUCUCGAUGUCGAUGUUACCCAUAUUGAGCAGAGGGCUGCCAGAGCAAAGGUUCGAGCUGAUGCUGUUGCGACUUACAAGAGUCUACAAACUGUUGGAUCCCUCCUCUUGACCAACUCCGACUUUCGCAUCUUCCUAUCCGAUCUUAGUACAGUAGGAAAAGAAAUUCUUCGGGACACAGCUUUCACCUUGUCCGAUGUCUCUAAACAGGCUGGCGAGGCCAUUGAGCCUUCCAAGGAAGAGCACGAAGCUCUUAAGCAUACAAACGGAAACGAAAAAUCCCCCGCUCCUCCUUCAGACGAAGACCUAAAGAACGAAGUUGUUGAUGUUGGGGAAACUGUCAAAGAUGGUGCACUAGAGGUCGCCGAUGGGGCGAUACAGAGCAUCAAAGAACACGCCAAAGGCGACGAAGGAGAUGCCCUCGUUAAGCGUCUCAAGCAGACUGUCCUCAAUCUUCGGAAACGAACCGACUAUAAGGAGUCGGUUUCGACUAUUGGGCUUCUCCUCCAACGUUAUCUCCUCGCCUACUCACAUGCAGCCGCCGCAACGGUGGAGGCAAUUGAGGAAGACACCCAGCCCAACCGGGAAGCUGACAAGGCUAUGCACAAUUUCUGGCUGUUCAUCACUUCACUUGGUAAGCGCGAACACUGGGACAAUGUCAAGAAGUCCUUUGAAGCUGUUGUCGACGAUGGGAAAACCGACCCCAACUUUGACGAGCUUGUGCGACAACUCGGUAAUCUAGUGCAGGAUAUGUUCAGCGACCCUGACUUCUUCGAUAACAUCGAGGAGCGAUUCCAGAGUCUGCGCAAGAAGUCCAACGAAUUGACAGCCAAGUCUUCGAUCCGAGAUGAUCUUGAUGAGUUGUUGUCUAGUCUGUAUGCUGCUUUCCGAUCAAUUCUGGAUGAUCAGGAUAUCAAGAAGCUCAUUCACACCACUGAGAGAGUUGCUCUGCUUUUGUCCCCAGCCGGAGAGUAUGCCAACAGCGACCUGGUCACCGACACCAUCAAUAUCUUUGUUCCUCUUCUCAUCCAGGCUAUUCAGUACAUUCCUAUUCCACGUGUCGAAGUGUCGGCACCCGCUAUCGACCUUCUGAUCGAGAACCUUAUUCUGGAGCCAGGCCGCACUAUCAAUGCAAGCUCCUUCUUGCCUUUCCAGCUUAACGUCUCAACCUACAACGAAGUCCAAGUGAAGAAGGCACUUCAUGGAACCCAAUCUAGCAUGACCUCAAUGAUGAAGGUGACCGUGUCUGGUCUCUCCAUUGCGGCCGAAGAUCUGGGCUUUUGGUUCCGUCUACAUUCAGGCCUUCUUCGAAUGGUCGACGAAGGCAUCGCAGGAUUUCAUCUUGAUAAACGUGGUGUAGAUAUCACCCUCGACAUCGAAAUCGGCAAGGAUCGCAUGGAACAAAUCGUUUCGCUGCGCAACGUCAACGUUCACAUUCAUCACCUCAACUACACUCUCAGCAAAUCCAAAUUUGCCUGCUUGGCUUGGCUCCUGAAGCCACUUAUUCGACCUAUUGUGCGCAAGGCCCUUGAAAUCAAGAUUGCUGCAGCAAUUGCAGAGGGUCUUCAUUUCUUGAACCGCGAAAUGCUGUAUGCACGAGAACGCCUUCGGGCCACACGCAUUGCGGACCCCAAGGACCUAUGGACGUUUAUUCGAGCUGUCGCUGCACGCCUCGUUCCAGCGCCCGAUCCAGACAUUGAGGCCCGGGUUGGAGUCAAGGCAGGAAAAGGCGUCUUCCAGGGACGUUAUGCACCAGGCAGUCUGGUCAAGCUGUGGGAGACGGAAGGUCGGGAUGCGGAACAGAAACUCUUUGAGUAUGAUCAGGGUGGAUGGAAGAACGAUAUCUUUGAUGUUAGCACAGUUCGGGUUUGA